Chara braunii is the source of this 1385-nucleotide messenger RNA. NCBI's taxonomy places the organism in Eukaryota, Viridiplantae, Streptophyta, Charophyceae, Charales, Characeae. The record is from the annotation of a GenBank genome assembly.
GGUUGCCUGACGUGUGUUGAUUUCGUUCGUAUGCGUGAGCUUUGGCCCGCUGAAGCAUCGAGGCGAGCGCUGAGCAGAUAGGACGUCUGCCCGACGACACAAAGUGUACCAUGGGGAGUACGGGAAGACGGGAUUACGGUCGGGAGGAUCGAUACUCCGACCAAAGACGAGACGUUGGAUAUGAUGGACGUCGGGAUUCAGGACGCGAAUACAUUCGUGAGCGGGUGUCUCAAUAUGGAAGCACUAGUAAUCAGGAGAGGGGGCGUGACCAACCACCCCCCAGGCGCUUUCAACCUGUAUGCUUCGAAUGUGGCGAGCCUGGGCAUUACCGAAACCAGUGCCCGAACCUUGGCGAUGAAGGUUUUUGGCGGAGUACGACACAACGGGGGAGAUCGUUCUCACGAAGACGUCCUGGAGGUCCUCAAGAACCAAGAUCGGCUUUCGAAGAUCCGACUCUGACGCAACAAAUCAAGGAACUAGUAUCUACAAUCAGUACCAUGAAGGAGCAUAUCGACGUCGAGAACAAGAAGAAGGAGGAGAAAGCCAAGCGGAAGCAAGAGAAAUUGGAACCGAAGCGACRGGAGGAGGAAGCCARGCGMGAAGAAGAACAGGCACGCGAAGCAGCUGAGYGGCRGAAGCARCGAAAGGAAGAUAAGAUGCGACAAGUGGCCAAGGAACGUGAGCAGAUGAAGAAGGAGAUGCACAUGGAGUUGUCCGUACACAUSGGCRGAUUGCGAGAGCAGUUGCUUGGUCUACGAGAUCGGGAGGGGUUACCGCAYAKUGACGAUGCGCGAGCUGCUAAAGKUAARYAGAAAGUGGAGGUASMGUCUGACGAAGAGUCGUACGRCUCUUACGAGAGCGAAGUCGACGCGCUUAGCAACCGUAYGGAACAACUCRUURUCUCUGAGAAGAGGAAWYRAGGGGAAGACUURYCGAUUGGGGAUAGUCCACCUCUGCAGACCCSGACAAGGAARACAKCUAMRCGRCGUUUACAUCUGAGCGUGAGGCAUCCGCMGAUGAAGAGAUCCCCAGURGGACGGACACCACGGSGAUGUGCUACAACCAAGAAGAAGAUCYYGRYACCACCGGGAUCAAGMGGUAAGCUCAAAUUCGUUACGGAUAAUCUGCWRGCUCUGGGAAAACUCGACAUUGAGGARCUCAAGCGACUCUGUGCACAAGAGGGUGUGCAGCUGGGGACGGAGUGCARGAAGAUGYCGAUCCUSCUCGCGCUGGCGGACAAGCGAUCCCAAGUGGCGUACGGSGAGGAGGGACGUCAAGUGGAAYACGUGGAGCAMGUUGAAGAAGAACUCCAGCACGAGGYGAGCAGCGAGGAAMGCGGCGAUGCGUGAAGCAUCCCCAAGCUUUGGACUCUUUGUUUUCRUAUC